UAUGUUACCUCCACCAGAGCUUAUUAAUUAUUCAGAAAUGAGAAUUUAAGUAAAUAAUUAUUUCUAUUAUAAUAGAAAGUUUAAAUUCCUGUAUAGGUACCAAUAUUUAAACCAAUCUAUGUUGAUUACCCUUAUCCUAAUUAUGUUUGGACUUAAGAUACAAAUUAAGCAGCAUUUUUAAGAACUUAAUAAGGAAUAUAAAGCUUAUUAACAAACCCAUAAAUAAAAAAAUAAUUAAUUUAUGAUUCUUCAAGUGAAGAAUCUGAAUCAUCAUCAGAAAAUGAAUCUGAAUCUGAAUCUGAUGAAGUUUAAAAAGUCUAAACAUAAGAAAAUAGAUAAGUAGUUUAGAAUCAAUAAUAAUUUAUUAAUAAUGAUAUCAACACACAAAAUUAAGUUGUAAAAUCAUUUAUAUAUAAAAUAGAAUGGUGCUCAAAUUUAAUAAAAUAUAAAUACUAAUUAAUACAUAGAAUAUGGUUAGAAUUAAUAACCAAGACCUCCUAUUUAAUUAGAUUAUCAUGAUUCUGGUUAUCAAAAGACUUAAUUUUAGAUUAAUAAUUCUUAUGUAACAAAUUAAUACCCAUUGCAAAAUAUAAUAUAGGGCAAGUAUAAAAUCUAUUAUUAAACUUAGAAAUGAUACUACAGUGAGUAAAAAUAUUUCAAUGGGUAGACAACAUCUAGAAAAGUUUAAAAGUUAAAUGAAUCAAAAUAAUCUAAUAAAUUAGAGAUAGUCAUAAAACUAAUAUCCCAAUACUUUCAUUUAAUGA
Paramecium pentaurelia is the source of this 764-nucleotide messenger RNA. The record is from the annotation of a GenBank genome assembly. NCBI's taxonomy places the organism in Eukaryota, Ciliophora, Oligohymenophorea, Peniculida, Parameciidae.